UGAUAUGAUAAUACCCGAGUAGGCCUCUCUUGGCUUUAAUUUACACUCCAAAGAAUCCUCUGUUCCUUUCAGAGAUCUCGCUCCAAAGAUAACGCCUUGGGGCUAAGCACGGGAUUCUUGACAAAUUUUGAAGAAACUGUAUCUCUUUUUGGUGGUUGUGGUUGCAGGAGGAUUUGGGUGGUACUGAUAUUGAAUUAGAGCUUCAGGUUAUUUUAUUUAUUUGUUAGAUUGGGAUUUAGAACAUGUCUAGUAAGAAGGAAGAGAAAGCGCAGGUUGCAGCGGAAAGAAUCAAGGCAGCAACCUUGAGUGCUGCCAAGGGUCUUAGCCGUGCUCAGGCUGAAAGGGCAGCGACAGCUGCAGCCCGAAAUGUUAAUGCAUAUGGGCAGAAGGAAGAAGGACCAAGCAGAUGGCAGGAGAAAAGGGAAGCUAAGAGACAGAUGUACCUGAAUAGUACUGAGAAGGCUGUGAGAUUGGGUGAAAGAAAGGAUCUUAAGGCCUCUAUGUCUACCGUUGCUGGUGUGGCUUCCCAAUGCCAGAAGUGUUUCCAGAGUGGGCAUUGGACAUAUGAAUGCAAAAAUGAACGAGUUUACAUCUCGCGACCCUCUCGGACUCAGCAGCUCAAGAACCCCAAAUUGAGGAUGAAGGUUUCAAUCUCUUAUGAUUUAGAUAAUCCAGAUGUUAAGGAAGAGAAGGCUGAAAAGAGUUCAAAUAAAAGCAAAAGGAAGCAUCGAUCAUAUUCUGAUUCCAGUAGUGGUAGUGAGGCUUCAGUUUUCGAGACUGAUAGUGGGGCUUCAUCAGUUUCAGGAUCGGAUUAUUCUUCAGAUGAGAGUAGCUCUAGUUACAGUUCCUCAUCUGAUUCAGAAGAGGAGAGGAGGCAGCGGAGGAAGAAAAAGAAGCAGAAGAGGGGGAGGCGCAGGAGGGACAGCUCAUCUUCCGAGUCUUCUGAUUCAGACUUGGUUUCAGAGUCGGACUCUGAUGAUAGGAGCAGUCACAGGAAGAACAGGAGGCAUGGUCGAAGGCGAUAGAGGCAGUCCAACCGGGGAGAGAGAUAGACACAGCAUGUGCUCCCCAUAUGGAGUAAAUUUUGCUGUGUUACACUUGUUUGUCAUCAACCUGGGAUCUCUUCCAGCUCCUAAUACGAUCUCAUCUGUUAAUAUGGAAGCUUAGUUAAGGUUUUGUGCUGUUGCAGACUGGACCAGUUAAAAUAAGCUUAGUGAGUGUUUUCUUUCGAGCAUUGCAUUGGAUGAAAUAUUUUGGGAAUUUGCUUUAGUUGCUUUGUGCCAUUGCACUUCUUGCUACAUUUCCCAUUCUGAUAAUAGUUUUGUCAAACAAGAAAGCAGGGUUGCCAUUA
Molecule: messenger RNA, 1351 nt
Organism: Carya illinoinensis
Lineage: Eukaryota; Viridiplantae; Streptophyta; Magnoliopsida; Fagales; Juglandaceae
Product: zinc finger CCHC domain-containing protein 10-like
Exons: 3
Coding region: 243-1025 (260 amino acids)
Source: RefSeq, a predicted model, not a curated record